AAUCACGACAUUCGUUUUGCUUAAAUACGGAUAAUCAGUAGUGAUUUGCUAUCAGUUUCAAUCAACAGAACCAAGCAUACACAGCACAGUUCAAAAAAAAAAACACCGACAAAAUGGCAGCUAAGAUGAUCGUUUUCGCAGCCUGCGUGGCCGCAGCACUCGCUGAAUACGCCGCCCCGGCUUACCCAGCACACCACGCUUACGUCGCUGAACACUCAGCCCCGACCCCGUACAACUUCGAGUACAGCGUAAACGACCCACACUCCUACGACGUCAAGAGCCAAUCCGAGUACAGCGACGGACACGGAAACGUCAAGGGAUCGUACAGCCUUUUGGAAGCCGACGGUUCCACCCGCGUCGUCGAAUACACCGCCGACGACCACAGCGGUUUCAACGCUGAAGUCAAGAAAAUCGAAGGACAUAGCCACGGUUACAGCGCACCAGCUUACAAAUCCGCCCCAGCCUACAAGGCCGCCCCAGCCUACAAAGCCGCACCGGCCGCAUACGCCGGACACUCAUACGCCGCCCCAGCUGCAUACGCCGGACACUCUUACGCUGCCCCAGCUCACUCUUACGCUGCCCCAGCCGCAUACGCUGCACACUCUUACUCCGCCCCGGCUUACAAACCAGUCGCAUACAACGUGGCUGCCGCCCUCGCCGAAUACGCAGCCCCGGCUUACCCAGCACACCACGCUUACGCCGCUGAACACUCAGCCCCGACCCCGUACAACUUCGAGUACAGCGUAAACGACCCACACACCUACGACGUCAAGAGCCAAUCCGAAUACAGCGACGGACACGGAAACGUCAAGGGAUCGUACAGCCUUUUGGAAGCCGACGGUUCCACCCGCGUCGUCGAAUACACCGCCGACGACCACAGCGGUUUCAACGCUGAAGUCAAGAAAAUCGAAGGACAUAGCAACGGUUACAGCGCACCAGCUUACAAAUCCGCUCCAGCCUACAAAGCCGCCCCAGCCUACAAAGCCGCACCGGCCGCAUACGCCGGACACGCAUACGCCGCCCCAGCUGCAUACGCCGGACACUCAUACGCCGCCCCAGCUGCAUACGCCGGACACUCAUACGCCGCCCCAGCUGCAUACGCCGGACACUCAUACGCCGCCCCAGCUGCAUACGCCGGACACUCAUACGCCGCCCCAGCUGCAUACGCCGGACACUCAUACGCCGCCCCAGCUGCAUACGCCGGACACUCAUACGCCGCCCCAGCUGCAUACGCCGGACACUCAUACGCCGCCCCAGCUGCAUACGCCGGACACUCUUACGCCGCCCCAGCUCACUCUUACGCCGCCCCAGCUCACUCUUACGCCGCCCCAGCUCACUCUUACGCCGCCCCGGCUUACAAACCAGCUGCGUACAAAGCUUACUAAUAAUUUAUUGUCAGUUAUUUUUUUUUUACACGGAGCUUUAAUUUCCAACCAUGGAAAUCAGCUCUUUUGUUA
Myzus persicae (green peach aphid) is the source of this 1457-nucleotide messenger RNA. Its product is annotated as cuticle protein-like. The transcript has 4 exons. The record is from RefSeq and is a predicted model, not a curated record. Gene Ontology annotation, cellular component: extracellular matrix. The coding region runs from base 114 to 1385 and encodes 423 amino acids. NCBI's taxonomy places the organism in Eukaryota, Metazoa, Arthropoda, Insecta, Hemiptera, Aphididae.